Molecule: messenger RNA, 1362 nt
Organism: Paramacrobiotus metropolitanus
Lineage: Eukaryota; Metazoa; Tardigrada; Eutardigrada; Parachela; Macrobiotidae
Exons: 3
Coding region: 1-1362 (453 amino acids)
Molecular function (GO): protein binding
Source: RefSeq, a predicted model, not a curated record
AUGCCGAUUCAAGUCUAUCAGAGCAACAGUGUGGAUGUUCUGGGCGAUGACGGCCUGCUGCGUUACGGGCGCGUCGUGGAUAUCGCUGACGAUGGGCUGUUCAUCGACUUUCUGUGUCCCACCCGAACACGAGAGCACACUCCGUUUAGCAGUGUCUACCUCCCUACUUCCUUAGAGCCUCUCCAUAUGCGCGAAAUCGACCGGCCUCGUACUGUUCCAACCGCGCCGAUCCCCGUGGAAGUGCUGAUACGUGAAACUCCCUUCGAUUCAUGGAUGUGGGUACCAGCUAAAAUGGAAAGCCUAGUGAGCUACGAAGCACCUGCUUUGUAUGGUAUGGCGCUGGUCCGUUGGUGGAAUAAAAUGCAGUUCGAGGAUAUUGUUCCCCUGGAGCGCAUUCGCUGGAGGAUCCCGGGCCCCGGGGGAUGGUGGGGCGCCUUAGGGAUGCCUGCUCCCUCGCAGUUUGCAUUGACUCUUCUUGACUGUGGUGAGGGGAUUGUUGAGGGUGCCGUAUUUGCUCAACCCGAUGCCGUGAUCAAAGGAAAGUUUUCCAAGUGGAGCAUGGCGUUGCCGAAAGAAUUGGCUGUUAAUGGAUACAUCCUCCAGCGCUAUAACUGGGAACUGUGGAUGCGCGAGCCUUUCUGCUGUGUGAAUUUUGCGGAUGGACGCUUGCAGUGUAUUGAACGUCGAACAGCAGCCGAGAAAGCCGAAGCAGUAUCGGAAAAGGAGGCGCGUUAUUCGAAUUUGGAGGGGGCUACGGACAGUUUUGACGGGGUACUGGGACUAAUGUGUUCUUUUUAUCCUAAUAAAUGUCUGCUGUAUGUUUCAACGCAAGACGAAGCUCCAGUGGACGAAAUCGAUGCACUAACUGUGGAAGUGUGGCAGGAAGUGUUUUCCCAUCUGGAGACUUGGGACCAGAACAGACUCCGCACAGUGUGCUUUGCAUGGAACGCCAUCCUUGAGUCAUCUGUCAUAACUGCCCAGCUAGUGCUGAAGACGACUGGAUAUAGCGGUACGUUUGAAACCUCGCGCACACUUGUCCCCUGCAUGAUGUCGACGAUCUUCAACUGUCUGCGUGCAUCCACAAAGCACAUUAUUCUGAGCGAUCCGGAGCGUAUUCUGUAUGUGGAAGAUCUUUUACAACUUUUGGAUGUGAUUAACUACACUGGAAAGCGCAACACUGAAGUCAGUGUUUUAGCGAUCUGGUUGGUUGGUUGCCGGUGUAAGUUUUCCCUUGGCAUGAUUUCGUACGCCGACGAGUGUGUUGUGCAUCAUUCUGACCACUCCGUGAACCAGUUCCACGGCCGUGCAACUCUCCAUUCCGGAAUGCAACGGCAGGUACGAUGUCGACUUGGUACCUGCUGA